ACCAGAGUCCGGACGUUGCAGAUUUCCGUCGGACAUCCAAGUUUUCCGUGCGAGUGGUUUUCCCCCAAACGUCCUCCCCCCCUCUCCGUCUUCAUCAUCCCUGCUGGAGGCGAGUAGCGGUGCUGGUGUUGUUUGCUGGUAGUCGACCUGUUUCUCGGUUUUCCCUCGUCACCUUUGAUACUUUAAAAUCGCCGGUCCUGUCAAGGGGACACUUGGCCCGCUCUCUCUGCGCAGAUCUCCAAAAAUGCGACUCUCCUUCAGCUUCAAGCUGCUGCUCGUACUUCAGCUAGUACAACUGCCGUCUCGUGUUAUUAACGCACAGGAUACUGAAGUAUCGAGUACAACAGCCACAUACGAUGCUUGGAACGCGACGGGUAGUGAAGACAGUGUUUCGGAAGAUGAAGAAACAGAAGAAGUUGAGAAAAGGCUGCUGCCACAAUCCCCAUACCUGUACCGGCCGUGCGCGAGGCCCGGCUACCCAUGCUCUGGGAGAGGGUACCCCAGGAACUUCAAUGGGUUCUUCCCCCGACCGCGCUAUCCGGGGCACAGGCCACGUGAUGGGGACCUUUACGGCGAUUCUGGCUCAGUGAGUGAAUCAGUAGUGUUCCCAUCGGAGCCUUCAGACGGAUACUGUCGAUCUCCCUUGGGUGUUACUGGCCGCUGCAUUCCAUACCAGGACUGUCGAUUCCUCUUCGAUGAUGAGUUCCUUGCACGUCGCUCCUUGUGCGGGUUCACGCGCCGUGUGUCUCUGGUCUGCUGUCCGGAGACAGGCCGUCGACCACAGCGUCCAGGACUAGGCGGCUUUCCAGGAAUUGCACAACCGAAUAAUCCUUUCCCUACAGCGCCCUUCCCACAGACACGGCCAUUCAGGAACAACGGAGGAUUCGGCAGACCUCAGUUUGGACACAACAAUGGCUUCGGGAACAAUAAUGGCUUCGGCAACGGUAAUGGUUUCGGCAACAAUAAUGGUUUCGGCAACAAUAAUGGUUUCGGCAACAAUAAUGGCUUCGGCCACACUCGGAACCCAUACGGCAAUGGAGGAUUUCGUCCAACACGCGGAUUUAAUGGCGGUGGCUUCGGAACUACUAGACCACCAUAUAACAGAGGAGGAAGACCCCACGUGAAACCAUUCCCGUCUGCAGUGACCCCAUCGCAGAGACCUGUAUCCCUGUCGAACAGACCAAGUGGGAAAUGGGGACAAAGCAACUGUGGCAUAAGUAAUGCGCCCCUGGUGCGAAUCGUUGGCGGUCGGGAGUCUAACAUCGGUGCAUGGCCCUGGAUUGCUCUAAUCUUCAUCGAUGUCCACGGCACAGGGUCAAAGUCCCCGCUUUGUGGAGGUGCCCUCAUCACACCCAAGCAUGUCAUCACAGCUGCUCACUGCACUUUCAGCGGGAAUCGCUCUCUAGGUCCAGACGCCUUCAUCGCACGGAUGGGCGAGCAUGAUUACCUAAGCGAGGAUGAUGGAGCUAACCCCGUGGACGCUCGAGUAGCGGAAGUGCUUCGUCACCGUGACUUCAACCCCAAGACGUACCUCAACGACAUCGCGCUUCUAGUACUGAAACGGGCCGUACCUCUGGGCAACGGUAUCAACCUCAUUUGUUUACCGUACGGCCGUCUUCAGCACGAUACAUACGUUAACAAGUCGGCCAACAUCGCUGGAUGGGGAGAAUUAUAUUACGGAGGGCCGUCGAGUGCUUCUCUGCAGGAGACUCGAAUCCCAGUACAAAGCUUGGACACGUGCAAAGAAUCAUUUAAGAGGACAAGCAUCACUUUCACUGACAAUUAUCUCUGUGCUGGAAGUUUAGCAGGCGACAAGGAUGCAUGCCGAGGUGACUCUGGAGGACCACUGAUGCUUCUCGACAGCCAGCAGCGUUUUACAAUCAUUGGCAUCACUUCCUUCGGCCGACGCUGUGCUGAGCCUGGAUACCCCGGGGUGUAUACUAGAGUAGCCAAAUAUUUAGACUGGAUUAACCAAAGGAUAAACUAAGACUCUGCAAAAGCCCGACCUUUUUAAAGUAAUUUACGGGGGAACUUAUACUGCGUGUCCCAACGGCUUACUUCCAAGGGGGAUGCUGUCCGUUAGUGGCAACCGAACGCAAGACUUGCCGCACAUGAUCAGCAUGAUUUUCUCAAACUUCGUUGUGAAAUGCCGAAUCAUGUGUAGAGAAAGCGACAAGUUAUGCAUUUGUACAGCUUCAUAUUGACUGCGAGACUACUUUGGUAAUGGUAAACCUUCACCCAGGGUAACUACAACACGGAAUAUGAACUGCGGUACGGAGUUACACUCGUGUUUGCCGCGGCGUGGUCGAAUGUCUAUACCUUCGGUUCAGUGGCGAAUCCAGGGUGGAAGCGAUCGCUCCCCAAAAAUUAGUUAACAUUAGGUUUCCCUCUCUCCCCUCCAUCACUAGGUGCUUGGAGAAAGAAACCCCCACCCCCCACCCCAAUAUGAGGGUCUUGAUCCGCCCCUGCUUUGGUCACAAUGGUUAUCUAUUAGCGACGUCUACUUGCUCUACGUCUUCCUCCCUAUCGCUUCUAUUUCAUUGACAGGUCUGGCUCUCGGUAAAUAUGUUCUGCCUUGGCAUGUUCCCUCUCGUGGUGCUUCCCAUCACACAACCCUCCUAUACAAUUUAAUCGCUGCAUUUUCUCAGGGUACGUCAAUGUUCACAAAUGUUACAAGCCUUGUAAAAUGUAAAAGCACGAGUUCUAUAAUUUAUCAAUGCUUACACAUGAGAUUUAGGCAUUCUGAAGUAGCAUCGUACACAUGUUGGUUUUUAGCGAGUUCGUGUUUGUUAAUAUAAGUGACGAAGAAGCGUUUUGUACUCACUGUUGACCUUUCACUUGACCUGGGAUAUGACGUGCCUCAAGUUCAAGUAUACGACCAGCAGAAGGCGCAGAAUAUUACAGAGUGUUAGUCUGUGUGUUAGUGUGCGUGUUAGUGUGUGUGUUAGUGUUAGUAGACCGCUGAUAACGUCACUGUUAAGAUGUAGUACAUAUCGGACACAAUGACAAGCUAAAUGACACAGAAUCUGGCCCAUUGAUUGGGUGCAGUAGGUACGGUACUUCGGAAGCCACGUCAUCAAAGGUCUACUGACACUCUCUGUUAAUAUGCCCUUUCGUAAAACUAUUGAACCCAUAGGCUCGUUUCCGAACCCUUAUGGAUUCUUCGGCCUCGUCCUUCCAACGACUCUAAUUAGAAGUUCUCCAUACAAUAACUGAAGAGGUCUUCGCAAGAACCGAAAUGGGUUCUGUUCUCAACAAUUAUGUACAGUAUCACAAUGUCCUAUCCAUGUGUUCACCUGACCACCAACUGCACACAAGAGUAACCUAAACACCACAAAAAAUCAAAGCACCAUAAAAAAUGGAUAUUUGUUUUAGUUUGCAUUAUAAUUCAAACUCACCCAAAGACUCAGUAAACAAAAUAUAAAUCCCGUCAGUGAAUAUUACGGGCUUCCACGAAUUUUCGAAAGAAACCGCAAAACAUCAUAGUUUCGGAUUCUCCGGGAGUAGAUGACGUCAUGGACAGUUGGCGUCUCUCGUCUCCUAGCAACAGCGCGAGCGUCCUCGCUAUUCACCCAACGUUCGAAGUCUUGCAGUAGCUGUGGUGAGGAGGCAGAAACCUACCCACAGAGAGCAAUGUUGCCAGACGCACUGCAGAUUGCGUGCCCUAUGACGUCCUACUUCUUGAAACUAGAAAUUAAUGUUAUACUUCUGCUUCAUAGAGAAACAGUUUCUUUUUUUUUGGGGGGGGGGGGGGCACAGUGUGAGACACGUGAAUUGCGAUUGGCAUCGAUCCGGUUAGGGUCUGAAGAACCCACGAAGAACGCAUUCUUCUUGGUCUUUGUAGGAGCGGCAUGGUAUAUGCACUGCGAAUCCCGUCACUGCAUAAGUGUAAGAGAGAAAAAAAUAAAAAAAAUAACGCCCGUUCAUCAAGGACCCCAGUAAGCUGGCGUCUACGGUGCACUGUGUCUGCUGAGAAGUUUCGUGGAAAAAUCGUGGGAAAAAAAAUGGAGUUAGGUUGUACCUUUUCUGUAAAAAUCCUGUAUUUCAGUCCAUGUGUCGAAAUAUCUCAAGUGUUCAUCAAGUUUGUCUCCCGUGCGCGUACGCCCUAAGCCCCUAAUGUUUUACUACCUUCAUUUCCUCGUGUGACUGUCCUGAAACUCUUUCAUACACAUCCAUGUUCCAGCACGGACAUUUUGGCACUUCACUUCACGCAUGCUAUGAAAGGGAAAUGCAUUUCUGUCCUGUUACAACAUUCAAUAAAAAUCCUGUGAUAACCCUUA
Molecule: messenger RNA, 4280 nt
Organism: Ornithodoros turicata
Lineage: Eukaryota; Metazoa; Arthropoda; Arachnida; Ixodida; Argasidae
Product: transmembrane protease serine 12-like
Exons: 10
Coding region: 245-1987 (580 amino acids)
Biological process (GO): proteolysis
Molecular function (GO): serine-type endopeptidase activity
Source: RefSeq, a predicted model, not a curated record